CUUGUCUCCUCCAGAGACGUCCCACCCCACCGGCGUCCGGAGAGGCUGCAGGUGGGGCCCGGGCCUCCGCGCAUAUAAACCCCAUCCGCCUCGACCAAACACCAUCGCUCACACUCCCACUCGCCAUUUCCCAGCUCAGGCAGAGCUUGCUCUCCAUCUUCCCGAGAGCGGCCACCACACACACCACCAGCAGGAGCAAGAAAGCGAACGAAGGAAGGAAGGAAGCAGAGCGUCGCAGCAGCGGGCCGGGAGAUCAGAGGCCUCACCCCAUGGCGGGAGCCGUGCCCCUGGCCGCGCCGCCGGCGCUCGCGGCGGCGGGGAGCCCGUACGAGGCGCUACGGGUGGGGCGCGCCGCCACGCUGGUGGAGAUCAAGGCCGCGUACCGCGCCAUGGCCAAGCGCCUCCACCCGGACGCCGCCUGCGCGUCCGGGGCGGCGGCGGCGUUCCUGGAAAUCCGCCGCGCCUACGAGACGCUGUCGGACCCGGACGCCCGGGCGCGCUACGACCGCUCGCUCGGCACGACCGACCACCGGCCAGGACAGGGCGUCGGCGGCGUGCGGGUGCGGCGGUGGGAGACGGACCAGUGCUGGUAGCAACCGUGACCGUGCCAUGGCAAAGACGCCCCAUCAACCCUCGGAACCUCUCUGCAGGGUCCAGGGGGAGAGCGCUUUGCGUGUUUUUUUUUAGAAAAAAUAUAUACUAUACAUGUACAAUGGUAGUGCAGGGUCCAGUUGUCAGUCACUCAUCAGCAGGGCCCGCCUGUUGGCGACACAGCUUUUGUAAAUAUUCGUCAAUAUAGUAGUUCCAGGUUACUAAUUAGAAUGUGAGGGUACCACUCAGCUCUCAUGCGCACAGACUCCGGUUCUAUCUUUCCACAUAUUGAUUAAUAUGAAUAAACAUCAAAGAAAUGGUGCUCAAGUUUAAUA
Molecule: messenger RNA, 926 nt
Organism: Panicum virgatum (switchgrass)
Lineage: Eukaryota; Viridiplantae; Streptophyta; Magnoliopsida; Poales; Poaceae
Product: chaperone protein dnaJ 11, chloroplastic
Exons: 1
Coding region: 270-593 (107 amino acids)
Source: RefSeq, a predicted model, not a curated record